Messenger RNA from Mycotypha africana, 515 nucleotides. RefSeq lists its product as uncharacterized. Lineage: Eukaryota; Fungi; Mucoromycota; Mucoromycetes; Mucorales; Mycotyphaceae. The record is from RefSeq and is a predicted model, not a curated record. The transcript is spliced from 2 exons. The annotation marks the transcript as partial.
UUUCAACCUUUCCAAAGUAUCGUUGAAACAGCACGAGCAUAUUCAAGAUGUCUUGAAUUCAUCGAUUUCUAGUACUAGCAGAUCUCCGGCUACUUCGCGUCGCUUAAGCGCACGCCACAAAACACCUACCGUUCUGCAUCGGUGACUCUUCAGUACAACGUUGUCCUUACCAAACAUGCUAUUACCUGUCUUUCGUCUUCAAUUCCACCCUAAUUUCUGAUGUCUCUUCUUUCAUACUCUUUUUCUCUGCUACUCCUUUCUUCUUUUUUUUUUUUGCGUCGUUUUUUUAAAGCCAUCCUGCCAUUAUCCUUCUUCUUUGCGACCUUGUUUUGUUCUUCUCUCUUCUUCAAUCUGGCAUCCAGAUUAUACUUUGUACUGCCAUUGAUAAUCAUGUUUACCAUUUUGUCGGCAGCACGUUUCCUUCCUUGGUACAAAUGGAAUCGAUCUUCGGCAGUGCCAUCACCGUAGAAGAAAACAAGUCUUCCAAGUGUUGUAGGAUGUAUGUUGCAUAACAG